Molecule: messenger RNA, 2241 nt
Organism: Annulohypoxylon truncatum
Lineage: Eukaryota; Fungi; Ascomycota; Sordariomycetes; Xylariales; Hypoxylaceae
Product: TBP-interacting protein
Exons: 4
Coding region: 201-1577 (458 amino acids)
Biological process (GO): regulation of transcription by RNA polymerase II; box C/D snoRNP assembly; chromatin remodeling
Cellular component (GO): Ino80 complex; Swr1 complex; R2TP complex
Molecular function (GO): DNA helicase activity; ATP binding; ATP hydrolysis activity
Source: RefSeq, a predicted model, not a curated record
UAAUUCUGAUAAGUUCAUAUUUUCUGAUGCGAUACCAACAUUCAAUUUCCACCUCCCUCCGCCUCAUUUCGGUCCGUUCAUGACUUUCUUCAAUCACGAGACUUUUGCCAUAAACUACUAGAACGGUCGCAAAGUCUCCUAAUUCUUCCCCGAACCUCUAUUUUUAAGGUAUUCAGCGGCACAACUAUCCCUACGACAAGAUGGUGCAAAUUAGUGAGGUCAAGGGCAACAAUCGCGAAAAUCGCACCGCUGCCCACACGCACAUUAAGGGCCUGGGCCUCAAGUCCGAUGGCACAGCUGAGAAACAGGCCGGUGGCUUCGUAGGCCAGCAGCAGGCUCGUGAGGCUGCUGGUGUCGUUGUCGACCUUAUCCGUGCUCAGAAGAUGGCUGGUCGAGGUGUAUUGCUUGCUGGUGGUCCCGGAACUGGAAAGACUGCGCUUGCGCUUGCGCUUAGCCACGAACUCGGCACAAAGAUUCCGUUCUGCCCUAUCGUCGGCAGCGAGAUCUACUCAACCGAAGUGAAGAAGACCGAAGUAUUGAUGGAGAACUUCCGAAGAGCGAUCGGUCUGAAAGUGCGCGAGACGAAGGAGGUUUACGAGGGUGAAGUUACAGAGCUUACUCCGGAGGAGGCGGAGAACCCGCUGGGCGGAUAUGGCAAGACUAUCAGCACACUGCUAAUAGGACUGAAGAGCGCAAGAGGCCAGAAGAAGCUGAGGCUGGACCCAAGCAUAUAUGAGGCCAUCCAAAAAGAGCGGGUUACGGUCGGAGAUGUCGUCUAUAUCGAAGCAAACACAGGCGCCUGCAAGCGAGUCGGGCGAUCAGACGCUUAUGCUACAGAGUUCGACCUUGAGGCGGAAGAGUACGUUCCUAUUCCCAAAGGCGAUGUCCACAAGAAGAAGGAGAUAGUGCAAGAUGUUACACUUCACGACCUUGACGUCGCCAAUGCUAGACCGCAAGGUGGCCAGGAUAUCAUGAGCAUGAUGGGCCAACUUAUGAAGCCCAAGAUGACAGAGAUCACCGACAAAUUACGAGGAGAGAUCAACAAAGUUGUCAGCAAAUACAUUGACCAGGGUGUGGCCGAGCUUGUCCCUGGUGUUUUAUUCAUCGAUGAGGCGCACAUGCUUGAUAUCGAGUGCUUCACGUAUCUCAACCGAGCACUAGAAACUACGAUUUCGCCUAUUGUUGUUCUUGCCUCAAACCGAGGUAUGUGCGCGAUCCGUGGUACGGACGGUGUUAUCGCUGCGCACGGCAUCCCUCCGGAUUUCCUUGCCCGACUUCUCAUCAUCCCCACCACUCCGUACGAUGCCGAGGAAAUCAAGAGAAUCGUACGCAUCAGAGCCACAACAGAAGGCGUACAAAUUACCGAUGCCGCUAUUGAUAAGAUUGCGGAGCAUGGCGUGCGCAUUAGUCUUCGAUACUGUCUCCAGUUGUUGACUCCUGCAAGCAUUCUGGCUCGAGUCAACGGCCGCAGCCAAAUUGAUGUCAAAGACGUUGCAGAAUGCGAGGAACUUUUCCUCGACGCAAGACGGAGUGCCGACUUGUUGGCUGGUGAGACAGGACGCGGGUUUAUCCAAUAAACGCGUCAUGUCUUGGAAGACGGGAAGCCUUAAACCACGGAACCGGACUCGUCAUAAUAAUCUAAUUUCGCAAGGCCACGGCCACCCGGAAAACAGCGAAAUAAUAAAAGGGAAAUCGGGUUAGGAAAAUCACGUUUGUUACGGAGGGGUUUCGGAGUUCCCAAAUGUAUGCACGUUAUGUUGGUUGAGAUCACAUUAUUCUCAAUAGAGACAAUCUGGUUGGUUGGUUGCUUCCCAAAUCGCCACAACCAACCCCUGAGACUUAAGACAUUGCAAAACGACUUCCAAUUUUCUUCAGAAAAAACUUGGUUCGAAUAAUGAAAAGAAUAUGAGUCCACGUGAUCGGUACCUAAGCUAAUUUCGGUUGACAUUGUCUUUGUUGUUACAGGAAUAGAGGGGGCUCGCGAGAGACAGCAUACAUUCUCUGCGUUCCAGCCGGAGGAUGGGGAGAGCAUUCCUAGUGUAUGCGUGUAUGGCUCAUCUUAGACUAGGGGUUUGUUAUGUCAAGCAGCUGAGGAAAACUCACCAAUUCCCUUUAAUAUUAGUAGACAAGGCCACUAUCACUAUUGAUCAUUGAUCUUGGGAAGGACUUUGUUAUUUGUAUACCUGUCACUUUUGUCCUGCUGUUUAGUAUGGCUGGCUUCUUAUUAUCAGCCAUACUGCG